UCAUAUACUUUGGUUACAUAAAAUAAAAAAUAGUGUCCUUUCUUGACCUAAACUAUAAAUAUAUAUUUAUAUUAUCUCCAAUCUCAAUGAUGAUCCAGCAAAUUAAAAGAGAACAAAACUAGUCAUCUAUCUUUUUCUUAGAUCAUCAUUUUAUUCCGAUGGGAAGGAUCACAAGUUUUGCAGAUCUCAUAGGCAAAAUCAAAGACAAAGCUUCUCAGAGCAAAGCUGCUUUUGUCUCAUCAAACACUAAAGGCAAAACUCUUUCUUUCCAUCUCUCUGUCCUCCGUGCUACUACUCACGAUCCUUCAACUCCGCCUGGAAAUCGUCACCUCGCCGUUCUACUCUCCGCCGGUACUGGCUCACGAGCCACCGCUGCUUCCGCCGUUGAAGCCAUCAUGGACCGUCUUCACACCACUGGAGAUGCUUGCGUAGCUCUCAAAUCUUUGAUCAUUGUCCAUCACAUCGUCAAACACGGUCGCUUCAUCCUCCAAGAUCAGCUCUCUGUUUUUCCGGCUUCCGGCGGCCGUAAUUAUCUGAAACUUUCCGGGUUUAGAGAUGAGAAAUCCCCUUUGAUGUGGGAGCUUUCUUCUUGGGUCCGAUGGUACGCUUUAUAUCUUGAGCAUCUUUUAUCAACUUCAAGAAUCAUGGGAUUUUUCAUAUCUUCGACAUCGAACACAGUUCACAAAGACGAAUACGAAGAAAUGGUUUCGUCUCUUACCAACUCUGAUUUGCUUCGUGAGAUCGAUGCGCUUGUUGGCCUACUAGAAGAAGCAUGUAAAAUCCCGGAUCUACCCUUCUCCGGUGGCAAAUCUCUCGCCGACAAGAUCACCCAUUUGGUCGGAGAAGACUACGUGUCUUCGAUCAACGAGCUUUAUACGAGGUUCAACGAGUUCAAAGAGCGGUCCAACACUUUGAGCUUCGGAGACACCGUCGAGCUUGUCUGUGCUUUGAAGCGGCUCGAGGGUUGUAAAGAGAGGUUGUCUGAAAUGUGUCAUGGGAAUUGGAAGAGAGGUUGGAUCGAUGGGUUCUGGGGUUUGGUUCUUGAGGUCAAGGCUAUCGUUGGUAAUCUAGUAGAUGAUAAUUAUGGGCAGGUUGGGAAAUCGAUUGUUGAGUUUGGGAAGAGAGAAAAAAGAUACGAAUCGGCUCGGUUUACCGACCGGUUAAUUAUGGGUUACGGUGAUGCUGUUCGGUUUUCUUCUGGUAGAUUUCCGAAUGUGGAUCGGUUUAAUUUACCCGGUUUCUUCUAAUCAACCAUUAUGUUGAGUGGACGACUUUGAUCUUCUUGUGAAUUUUUUGUUUUGGUUUAUUUGUUUCGGUCAGUUGU
This is a messenger RNA of Capsella rubella, 1324 nucleotides long. Its product is annotated as putative clathrin assembly protein At4g40080. Lineage: Eukaryota; Viridiplantae; Streptophyta; Magnoliopsida; Brassicales; Brassicaceae. The transcript is spliced from 2 exons. Bases 159 to 1247 code for a protein of 362 amino acids. Gene Ontology annotation, cellular component: clathrin-coated pit; clathrin-coated vesicle. Gene Ontology annotation, molecular function: clathrin heavy chain binding; 1-phosphatidylinositol binding; phosphatidylinositol-4,5-bisphosphate binding. The record is from RefSeq and is a predicted model, not a curated record. Gene Ontology annotation, biological process: clathrin-dependent endocytosis; vesicle budding from membrane; clathrin coat assembly.